AUGCGGAAGGACGCUGCCGCCGCCGGCAUUGCGCCGGGUUCGGCGCCCACGCUACUCUGCUUCGACCUCAAGCCCUUCCUCGCCGCGCUCACCGUGCUCACGCUCCUCGCCGCCGCCUGGCAGCUCCGCCCGUACCACUCCCUCCUCGCUUCCCCAUUCUCCGCCGCGUGCCCGCAACCCACCGCCGGCGCCUCGCUCCCCCGCGCGCUCGCCGUCCACGCCAAGAAGGCCUUCUCCGCCGCCACCAACUCCACCGCUUCCUCCUCGCCGCCGCCGCCCGGCCCCGAGCGGCGGGAGUUCCGCGCCGUGGGCAGCGCGGCGGCGCUGUUCGUGCAGAUGGGCGCGUACCGCGGGGGGCCCUACACCUUCGCGGUCGUUGGGCUCGCGUCCAAGCCCACGCACGUCUACGGCAAGCCCUGGUUCCGCUGCGAGUGGGAGCCCAACGGCGCGUCCUCCUCGCCGCCGAUGCGCGCGGCCAAGACGUACCACAUGCUCCCGGACUGGGGCUACGGCCGCGUCUACACCGUCGUCGUCGUCAACUGCACGUUCCCGCGCGUCCCCAACGCCGACAACGCCGGCGGCAGGCUCAUCCUCUACGCGCACUACGGGCCGUCGCGGUACGACUACCUCUACUACUGCGGCUCCUCGCUGUACGGCAACCUCAGCGCGGCGCGGGUGCGGGAGUGGAUGGCGUACCACGCGCGCUUCUUCGGCGCCCGCUCCCACUUCGUGUUCCACGACGCCGGCGGCGUCAGCCCCGACGUGCGCGCCGCGCUCGAGCCGUGGGUGCGCGCCGGCCGGGCCACGCUGCAGGACGUGCGCGCGCAGGCCGAGUACGACGGGUGGUACUACAAUCAGUUCCUCGUCGUCAAUGACUGCCUGCACCGGUACCGGCACGCGGCCAAGUGGACCUUCUUCUUCGAUGUCGACGAGUACAUCUUCCUGCCCGACGGCCGCACGCUCGAGGAUGUACUCGCCGACCUUGAACCGUACACGCAGUUCACCAUCGAACAGAACCCAAUGUCGAGCAAGUUGUGCGUCGAUAAUCCGGAGGCCGACUAUUCCAACCAAUGGGGAUUUGAGAAGCUGGUUUUCCGGAACUCGAUCACUGGGGUGAGGAGAGACAGGAAGUACGCGAUUCAGGCCAAGAACGCAUACGCCACGGGUGUUCAUAUGUCUGAGAACGUCAUCGGCAACACCACGCACAAGACGGAGCACCUCAUCCGAUACUACCACUACCACAACACCAUCAACGUCCUUGGCGAGGUGUGCCGCGAGUUCGUCUCCAUUCCGCCAAAGGGUGGCCUAACAUGGUCCGAGAAGACACCCUGGUACUACGACGACAGCAUGAAGCGCGUCGCCGAUGCCGUGCGUGAGUUCGAGAGGGAGACCAUCGGCGAUCUGCGGCUAUGA
Molecule: messenger RNA, 1413 nt
Organism: Miscanthus lutarioriparius
Lineage: Eukaryota; Viridiplantae; Streptophyta; Magnoliopsida; Poales; Poaceae
Source: the annotation of a GenBank genome assembly